Molecule: messenger RNA, 1123 nt
Organism: Prosopis cineraria
Lineage: Eukaryota; Viridiplantae; Streptophyta; Magnoliopsida; Fabales; Fabaceae
Product: probable glucan endo-1,3-beta-glucosidase A6
Biological process (GO): carbohydrate metabolic process
Cellular component (GO): plasma membrane
Molecular function (GO): hydrolase activity, hydrolyzing O-glycosyl compounds
Source: RefSeq, a predicted model, not a curated record
AAUUAAAGCAAUUAUCACCAACCUGGAACUAGAAAUUAGAAUAAUGGACGUUCUUCUAGUUACCUUUCUCUUUUCUUUACUUCCAAUAUCAAAAGCAGAAAUCUCAAGCAAAAUCGGUGUGAACUAUGGCCAGCUUGGGAACAACCUGCCAUCUCCGAGACGAUCAAUUGAGCUACUAACAUCAAUGAACGCUGGACGCGUGAAGCUGUACGAUGCCAACCCAGAAAUUCUGAAUCUUCUAUCGGAAACCAAAUUUCAAGUUUCCAUUAUGGUCCCGAAUAAUGAAAUCUCAAGAAUUGCUUCAAACCAAAGCAUGGCAGAUGAAUGGGUGAGACACAAUGUUGUCCCUUACUAUCCCAAAACCUUGAUUCGUUUCUUACUUGUAGGAAAUGAAGUUCUUAGCGAUUAUUCAGUACAAGGCCAGAAGAUUUGGCUUGAUAUGGUGCCAGCGAUGAGAAGGAUUCAAAGGUCUCUCCAGUCUCAAAAUAUUACUAAAAUUAAAGUUAGCAGCCCAAUAGCAAUGGACGUUUCAGAGACCACUUUUCCGGUGUCGGCCGGGACAUUCCGGUCCAGCGUGAGCACUGUGAUGGUACCAAUGCUCGAGUUUCUAAACAAAACCAACUCAUUCUUAUUCAUUGAUGCAUAUACUUAUUUUCCAUGGUCAUCCAACCCCACCAAUAUCAGCCUAGAUUUUGCACUUCUGAGAGGAAAUUUCAACAUCACGGACCCUUUUAGUAGCUUGUCCUACACCAAUUUGCUAGACCAAAUGCUUGACUCAGUUAUCUUCGCCAUGUCAAAACUCGGCUUCCCCAGCAUAAGGCUGGCGAUAUCUGAAACGGGGUGGCCUCAUUCAGGCAACAUAGUUGAUCAAGCUGCCGCUGCUGCUGGUGCAAACAUAUUCAAUGCAGCAAUGUACAACCAGAAUCUCAUCAAGAAAAUCACGGCAAACCCACCUCUGGGGACGCCAGCUCGACCUGGUGUUGUGAUUCCAACGUUCAUCUUCUCAUUGUAUGAUGAGAACAUGAAGAAAGGACCAGGAAUAGAGAGACAUUGGGGACUGUUACAUCCAGAUGGAACACCAAUGUAUGAAGAUUUUGCUCCACUAAGCAUUAAUGCAGUUUGA